GAUGGCGGCCGUGGUAGAAAGAGUUGAUGGAUGUGUUGGGUCCUUGGACUCAGACGCGGUGUCACCGAGACAGUCUACUCCUCCACCCGAUCAGCCGCACCAGAACAACCCGCUGUUAGGACUACCUAUCGUGGCUAUUGAAACUAUUCUCAAUUUCCUGUCUUACGAUGAAAUCAGCCUGCUGCGCUCGGUGUGUAAGCGUAUGGACAUGAUUUGCCAGCGUGUCCUAAAUCAGGGCUUCCUGAAGGUGGAGCGUUACCACAGUCUGUGCCAGAGGCAAGUCAAAGCCCAGCUGCCCAGGCGAGAAUCAGAGAGGAGAAACCACUCUCUGGCCCGCCAUGCUGAUAUCCUGGCUGCCGUGGAGACACGCCUCUCUCUGCUCAAUAUGACUUUCAUGAAAUAUGUUGACUCCAACCUCUGCUGCUUCAUCCCAGGAAAGGUUAUAGAUGAGAUUUACCGAGUACUACGCUACGUAAACUCCACUCGAGCCCCCCAGCGAGCUCAUGAGGUUCUACAGGAGCUGAGGGACAUCUCCUCCAUGGCCAUGGAGUAUUUUGAUGAGAAGAUAGUCCCUAUCCUGAAGAAGAAGCUGCCGGGGGCCGACCUGUCUGGUCGCCUCAUUGGCUCAGCACCAGUGGCAGGACCAUCUACCUCCCUGACAACCAUGUCACUGCUGGCCAAGAACACGCCUUCGCGUUCUGAGAUGACCAAGGUGCAGCAGCAGGUGAAGGUGAAUGGGGCAUCAAUGACAGUAUUGCGGAGGGAGAUGCAGGAAAUCCGUGUCAAGCAGCUGGAGCAGCAGAAGCAGCUACAGGACCAGGAGCAGAAGCUGCUGGAACAGACCCAGGUGAUCGGGGAGCAGAACGCUCGCCUCGCUGAGCUGGAGCACAAGCUCCGUGAACUGAUGGACAGUAGUGCCGCUGCUUUGGGAGGACCCAGGCCGAGCACGGCUGUACCCUCCACAUCCAGCAGCACUGCUGUGUCUUCCACUGUUGCCAGCACGUCUGGUACUGUGUUAGCGAGUGGCGGCUUAGCUGCAGCCUCUCUACCCAGAGAGCCAGAGGGCGAGGGAGCAUCAUCACUCAAACGCACCAGAAAGAGCUCGGAUCUUCCACGACAGUCCAAACGGCUGCGCAGCAGGAAAUAAGAGACUCAGUGUGUCAUUUUGUGUUUUCUUUUUUGUUUUUAAGUCUUGAUUGCCCAAAUCCCCCUCGCCCAUGAACACACACACACACACACACACUCACUUGUGAAAUGACUCGCUGCUGUCCACAGCUUAACACUGAGCCCAGAACGUCAACAGGACUUUGCACAGCAUUAACUGGGAAGACAGUUGAUAGUCACUUACUGUUAAAGGACUCUUCAAGUCUGGUGUUAAUCUACAUUUUUCCUGUUGACAACAAGUCCCAUGGACAGAUCAAAACCAGCUGUUUGUCAGGGGAUCUCAUUACUGUUCCUGUCUGUUUCCUUCCUCCUGUCUGAGGCUCUCCCUGGACAGGGACUCUAAGAUAACUGUUCGUCUGUGGAUUUUAAGAACAUGUUUAUCAUUUAUGGGAUUUCUGUGUUUUUAGGGCAAAUAUGGAGCUCUAAAAUUAUAGGAAAAAGGAAGAUCACACUUCAUUUCUGCACAUGGGAUUUGUUGAAUAGAAGAAUAUAUAGUUUAUCACCUUAUUUGGUCUUAUAUGGCUUCAAAGCCAGCUAAUUCAAUCAGACUGUAGGCGGAUGGUUUUCCAUUUGCAGUUUAGAAGACUAUUUAUUGAAGGUUACAUUAAAGUAGCUGCACAGCAUUUUAAUGUAGGCGCUUUUCUAAGAGGCUCAUAUUUUUGCAAUUAAAGUGGUUUGUCAAACUGAAAAUUAGAUUCUUGAAAAAUAAGGCUAACAGAAGACGCAUUGUUUUUGAUGUCGAUUAAGUUUCUGUUGAUUUUUUUUAGGAAAACAUCUAAAACAGUAAAAGGAAGAUGCAGAAUUAAACAGGGAGAUAACAGGUUAAUUUGAAGAUAUUUGAAUAAUUUAAGUUGCAUUUUAUUGUUUAAAUGUGGUCGCCUUUCCACUUUCACACCAUCUAAAUUAACUCAGUUUAUUUACUUGGUUAAGUGCAAUAAACAUCAUCAAAGUUAAGUACUUCACAUUCUUGUCAGAAAACUGCAGUUAAGUCCUACAGAAGGAGUUCUUCAUUCACAUUAUUAGAGAGAACGUACGGCUCUGAAAGAGGGAAAACCACUGUUCUGAUAACAUUCUUGUAACGGUAACAUGUUUGCUCUUGCCUUCCUCCCUGGAAGACGAGCAAAGCAUGAGGUAGAUGUGAGUGUGACGGGAUUACUAUUCCUCUGUGCCUCAUGACCACAGACUUCCAUUGUCUUAUGAACCCUGAGAGAUGAAGCAGGGAUAGUAGGACCCCCAGUUCUGCUUCGUGUAGGUAAAUAAGUUUUUUCAAAGGUUUAAAAAAGAAAAGGGCUGUUUUUUUAGCUCUGGUAUGAUUGAAGGCACCUAAUGUUCAUGCUUGUCUUCUACAUUAAUCAACCAAUGUGCUCUUCUGAUGAUAAUGAACUUAACUGCUGCCAAAAAUAUUGGAAACUAUUGACUAAAGACUACAUCAGAUAGAGUCCCAGGGUUCUAAAUGUGUUGUUUCUCCAGUUUGGAUGACUUUAAUACCACCAGUUUUACUACAGAAACGUUCUGGACUUGCCCUCAAUUUCAAACUAAAAAAACAUGGGAGGUACUCCUGAUAAUUUGAAAGUAGCUCUUGUUUGUCGAAUGAAUCACUAUCAGGGAAAAGAACUUGCAUUUGCACAAUCAUGCUUCAUUUUAUUCCAUCAAGCUAGAGCCAGUUAAAAAGUUCUGUCACUCCACUACCAAGAGAUUUUAAGGUUCUAGAUCUGGUUAUGAGGAAUGAGAUUUAGAGACUGAAAAAGCAUGAUUAUGAUCAUCUUAACUCAAGGUUUAGGGUUAAGAUUAAGACUUUUCUUAAGGUUAUUAGUCAAUUUGAACAGACGGAAUUGAUUCGACUUUUCUAUUUCUGUCUUUUUCCAACCAUAUCUACCGGUCCACACCAAUAAAGAACUUAUGAUGGGUUUGAAAGUUCUUAAAAAGCUCCUCUGGGGACUUUAAACUUCUCAUUUCACCACGGUUCCUAUUUCUAGUUUGACAAAACAAUCCUUCUUGAAGUCCACGCUCUCCAGAGCUUUCAUCAAACAGCCUUUAUCAGUGUUUAUUUUAGCCCAGUCAGAACCUGCUCCGACACUCGGCUGUUUCAGAGUUUAGAGAGACUAAAUCGGAUCACAUUAAAGGUCACAUAUUACACACUUUUUCAGGCUAAAGCCCUGGCCUGUCCACAAUCCCCCCUAGAAUCAGAAAAAUCCAUUCCCUCCUCCCCUCUCUUUCUCCACCUUUUAGAAAAUGUGUGCUGAAACAAGCUGUUCUCAGAUUUUCCCCUCAUGUCAUGUCAUGUGGGGAGUAAGCCCCACCCCCAUGUUCAGUUGGAAGAAAUUUCCGCCCUCCUCUCCUGAUCCUGAGAGAAGAGCCACAUCCAUUUCCUGAGAGGGGUGGAGUUAGGGGCGGGGUUAGACAGCUCAUCAAUAUUUAAAGACACGAUAACAGGCCAAAACAGAGGGGUUUUUAGACAUGCAAAUAUCCAAUAUUGGAGUGUUUUUUUUAAACAAACGUCACAGCUGUGGUUUGGGGACCUUUGAGACUGAUAAAAACUUGCAUUAAAAGGGUAAAAUACGUGACCUUUAAGUGUUUGCAUAAUCAAGUACUGUGUUGCUCCCACACUUUGAGUAAUUAUUUGUAACAAAUAGAUGGAAGCAGAAAAAAACACUUGUUCAUGUUUUAUUUAACACAUUCAAAUGGUCUGUUCUUGCAGAUUAGUCAUUUCCAUUUUCAUCUCUAGUGCCAUGCAGUCUCUUUUUUUCUUGCCUCCAACCCAAAACAAGGGAAAUUGACAGAAAUGAUCCUAACUACACCAGUGGAAAGUCAGAUAUUUCCUUUUUCUUUUCAUAGUGUACAUGAACCCUGAAAUAAGAUUAAAAUCAAGCCUGGUGGAGUGUAGAAAUACCAGAACGUCUGACAGUAGAGAGAAGUUUGUGCUCAGCAGAGUGGCUCAGAAUAAGAUGUUUGUGCAGCUGUCGCCUCUGCUCCCCUGCGCGGCGGUACUCUUCGUUUCUGUUCAAACUCGUCUCUUGCCUUGUGAGGCUAGGUUAGCUGUGAGCCCAUAUUGUGGCUGCCCUUUUCUUUGUUUGAAGCUUUCUGUUGUUUUGAUGAACUGAAACACUUACGGCAUGAACUUUUGGAAAUGCAGUUCACAUCUCUGUGAACGCCAGCGUGUAUUCUAAUGACACUGGUCAGAUAAACACAAGAAGAUGUAACCUAGUGGCUUAAUUUGAGACUGCGUCUCAGUUUAGAAAAUUGUACUGUAAUCUCCAUGUACUUUUAAGUGUAGAUUGUGAAUUAUUUCAUGUAUGUAUACCAAGAAAACUAUCUUUUGAGUUGGCCAACUUUGGACUAACUGUACAAUUUUGUU
Messenger RNA from Cheilinus undulatus (humphead wrasse), 4519 nucleotides. It is a transcript of the gene fbxo28, whose product is annotated as F-box protein 28. Lineage: Eukaryota; Metazoa; Chordata; Actinopteri; Labriformes; Labridae. The transcript is spliced from 5 exons. Gene Ontology annotation, biological process: protein polyubiquitination. Bases 2 to 1147 code for a protein of 381 amino acids. Gene Ontology annotation, molecular function: protein binding. The record is from RefSeq and is a predicted model, not a curated record.